CAGUCAGCGUAGCAGUGCGCAACACUCUGGCCCACCAUGGCAUCGAUGGAGGACGCAGCCGCCAUGAAGGCGAAGCAGUUCGAGGACGACGCAGCUGUCAAGGUCCACCGCAUCCGGAUCACCCUGACCAGCCGCAACGUCAAGAACCUCGAGAAGGUCUGCGCUGACCUCAUCAAGGGUGCCAAGGACAAGCGGCUCAAGGUCAAGGGCCCGGUCCGGCUGCCGACCAAGACGCUCCGCAUCACCACCCGCAAGUCGCCUUGCGGUGAGGGUACCAACACCUGGGACCGGUUCGAGAUGCGCAUCCACAAGCGCCUCAUCGACCUGCACUCGCCGUCGGAGAUCGUCAAGCAGAUCACCUCCAUCUCGAUCGAGCCGGGGGUCGAGGUCGAGGUGACCAUCGCGGACAUCGAUUGAGCAGCGCGGCCCGCGCAAAGCACCCCCCGGGUCCGCCCUCCGCUGGCCCAUGGUGUGCGCGUACGUAGCGUCGGUCUCUGCAUGUAACAUGAACAGGCAAGAAAAUAGACCCGC
Molecule: messenger RNA, 531 nt
Organism: Emiliania huxleyi CCMP1516
Lineage: Eukaryota; Haptophyta; Isochrysidales; Noelaerhabdaceae
Exons: 3
Coding region: 37-417 (126 amino acids)
Biological process (GO): translation
Cellular component (GO): cytosolic small ribosomal subunit; ribosome
Molecular function (GO): RNA binding; structural constituent of ribosome
Source: RefSeq, a predicted model, not a curated record